UGCACGAACUGCAACACGACCAAGACACCGCUGUGGCGCCGCGAUCCCGAGGGCCAGCCGCUGUGCAACGCCUGCGGCCUGUUCCUGAAGCUCCACGGCGUCGUGCGCCCGCUGUCCCUCAAGACGGACGUCAUCAAGAAGCGCAACCGU
Tilletiopsis washingtonensis is the source of this 150-nucleotide messenger RNA. Its product is annotated as GATA-domain-containing protein. Lineage: Eukaryota; Fungi; Basidiomycota; Exobasidiomycetes; Entylomatales. The annotation marks the transcript as partial. The record is from RefSeq and is a predicted model, not a curated record. The transcript has a single exon. Gene Ontology annotation, molecular function: DNA-binding transcription factor activity, RNA polymerase II-specific; zinc ion binding; RNA polymerase II cis-regulatory region sequence-specific DNA binding. Gene Ontology annotation, biological process: negative regulation of transcription by RNA polymerase II; positive regulation of transcription by RNA polymerase II.